CCCGUUUAGUUCAUCUCCGUCGGAGUUCUGACUCCCCUACGCGCCCUAAUCUCAAUGACCUGCUCCCAUCGUUCCCGUUUGUGGCGCCAACCGUCCAAGUAUCUUUCCUUUUUUUUUCCUUUUCGUUUCUCCUUUUCUGACUGAACUUUGCUCACCCCUUUUCAUCAUUAAUAUCCCAAAUUAUUAUGUCAUUGACUACAUUCUUAUUCAUUUAAUCAGUUCUGAUGCGCUUUGGGAAAAACUUCCACUCUUCCUCACCGUAUUUGCACUACGUUUGUGGGGCCAUAGCGGUUGCAAGCACAAUAGAAUCACUGUACAACCUUCAGGUAGAAGAAGUUGACAAGGAGGCGUUCUCUCCCCAAGACUUCAUCAAUUGUGCAUAUUCCACUAAAGGCCGUGGAGAUGAUAAAAAGGCACAGAAUGUUGAGAUAGUUCCGGUGAAAAUCUUGAGCAAAUUAUAUAAACACGCUCGAGAUGAGGGUUUAAGCAGGGAAAGGGAAUGUCCAUUCCAAAAUGGGAUCAAAUUUCCUUGCAACAAAAAGAAAAGUCCUCAACUUGCACGAUUAGGCAACAUCUUCGAUGGAGAGUUGACAGAAGAGGAGUUGCUGAAAUUGGUGGCAAAACACCCCGUGAACGCAGUGGUUGAAAUGGACUAUGCUUUUAUAAAGUUGAAGAAGGAUGUGAUAUAUAAAAAAGAUGAAAUUAAGAAAUGUGAAUAUGAAAGUAGUAAACAAAGUAAAAAAAGCAAAGACAAAGCAAAAGCGCCGCAAAACCAUUCAGUAUUAGAACAUGCGAUUGUAGUUGCCGGCUAUGGUACUAAGAAAGGGGUCAAUUAUUGGAUCAUCAGGAAUUCCUACGGCACUACUUGGGGUGAUGGCGGCUAUGGUCUUUUAAUGAGAUCGUCUUCUUCAAAUAACUCUUCUGUUUUCAAAAAUGUUUCUUUUGCAGAGAUCAUAGUGGACAAUAGGAAAAGAAAAGAGCCCGAGUCAACAACUUUGACAAAUUUCUGGAAUUCAUGGUUCAAAAGGCAAGGUGAGAAAGAGAUGAAGAUGCAGAAACUUAGAUGAAGAGCAUGAAUGUAGGGAGAAGGGCCACAAAUGACACCAAGGUUUUUAAUGAAUCUCGGAUAGGACACUCAGGUUUAUGGUGGACCAAAUAAACACAAAUUUAAACUUUUACCUUUAUUUUUACCCACCCACUAACAUUGCCGUUUCAAAGACCGUUUCCCAGCUCAAAGACCCAUUUGCCGUGCGAUUAAACACACAACUCCCGCAACCCUAAUUUUCAAUAGAACACUCGACUCUUCAAAAUGUUGUGUGUGUUCGUGCUUUUUAUUCUGGGGCUAAUGAAAUCGUCGGAGACAGCGCCAUCUCAAUGGGAUCCUCUGCUGAACAGGGACAGAAUGGAUCGAUCUUAGAUCUGCGUGGGUUAGUUGCAAAAGAGGAAACGCGAGCCACAGAUGAUGAAACGACUGAAGGAUCUGCACGGGACAUCCAAAAUGAUGACUGGCCGGAGAGACAAGGUUGUGGCGGCGACUGUGACUUUCCCGCUGUAAAGACGGCACAAAUUCAGCGAGGCAAGACGGCAGUCGCAGGCAGAAUACACAGCUUCCUCAGAAAUGGCAAGGAAAUUUCUAGAACGACAACUAAUUGGAAACAAUCUGUGGUUGGUUGGGUAUGCAUUCCAGUAAUUAUUUCUUUUAUUGGUUAUGCAUUCCAGGGAAUUGAUUUUGUGGGUUUUGCUCAAAAGUUGGUUUUGAUUUGCAUUCUGGCUCAAAGGUUGGAUCUUGUAAAUUGUGGAAGAACUUUAGAGCCGAAGAAAAUGAUGAAAAUAACAAAGAAAAAGAAGAUGGUAAUGGAGAAGACAAGGUGGACGGCCGUUUAACGGCAAUGUUAAUGGGUGGUUAAAACUGAGCAUAAAAGUUGAAAUUUGUGUUUAUUUGGUCCAUUAUAAACCCGAGUGUCCUAUUUGAGAUUCAUUAAAAACCUUAGUGUCCUUUUUGGUCAUUCUCCCCAUGAAUGUAUUCAAAUCUUUGAAGAUACUUUCAUAUGUGAUUAGUACCAUGUUUUUGCUUGAUAGAGUUCAUCCGUAUAGUACUAUUCAUGGCAUGCCUCAUAUUAGUAUUUUGUCCUUUGCUGAUGACCUCAUUAUUUUUUCUAAUGCUGAGAAAAAGAACUCUUGAGUCCUUGAAUCAAACCAUAAUUGAUUAUGAAAACUUUUCUGGGCAA
Molecule: messenger RNA, 2228 nt
Organism: Cuscuta epithymum
Lineage: Eukaryota; Viridiplantae; Streptophyta; Magnoliopsida; Solanales; Convolvulaceae
Source: the annotation of a GenBank genome assembly